Acanthoscelides obtectus is the source of this 901-nucleotide messenger RNA. The record is from the annotation of a GenBank genome assembly. Lineage: Eukaryota; Metazoa; Arthropoda; Insecta; Coleoptera; Chrysomelidae.
GACUGUUCCAGAAUUAAUAGGAAGGUUUAAUAAAACCCUGAGAGAAUUGAAAAAAGAUAUCUUUAACAUACAAACACAGUAUAGGAGUUAUAGAGAUGCUAUAGAUAAUUUGAAGAGUGAUGAAAUCGUUCUACACAUCGAUUUCAGCGAGAACUAUAGCUUCAAAUGUUUUGAAGAAGUGGAGUGCCAUCAUUUUGGCGGCUCGAGGAAGUAGGUUACCUUAAACGCACUGCAGAUAAAAAGGUAGCGACUGGUUCAGAUAUUUCUGAUUCAGAAACUUUUUUCCACACAAUGAGGAACUCGAGCAAGGUCCGUCUGUACUUGGUGACUAAUAAUGACAUUGAAAAUGUCGAAAAAACUGUACCAAAAAAUGUAGUACCACUCCAGGGUACUAUGCAGGUUCAUCAAGUUUUCACUGAUACUCCAGGUGAAUUAAAAUAUAGAGACCUUAGUUGUUUCUGUCAAAGAGGGUUUUGCUUAUGCUUGGAUCCAAAAACCUAUCGGCCAGUUCCUACUCCCGUCGUUGGCAAAAUCAGCAACUCUACAGAAAAGAGUUAUGCAGAUGGAUUGAACAACAAGGAACUACUAGCCGAUAUAUCCAAUGUCCCUACCGAAUCUAGAAGAAGUUACUACAGCAUGGUUUACUCCCCAUCUUCUAGCUCUGACGAAGAGGUUCUUGCAAACUUGGACCAGCCAUCUGUGUCUAACGUGAAAGAAAAACAGCUAAUAGAUAAGGAAAACGUUCAUCCAUCGAAGAUAUCAGAUGGUGUUUACGUUUUAGUUAAAGUUUCUUCCGUUAAAGACACACAUUAUACUUACCUGGGAGUGGCUAAAAGUAGAUACUGUUGAUGAAGAGGGAGACGUCAAGGUUAUGUUUUAUAAGACUGUAGAUUGUACUGCU